Messenger RNA from Osmia lignaria (orchard mason bee), 924 nucleotides. RefSeq lists its product as uncharacterized. Gene Ontology annotation, biological process: sensory perception of taste. Gene Ontology annotation, cellular component: membrane. Lineage: Eukaryota; Metazoa; Arthropoda; Insecta; Hymenoptera; Megachilidae. The record is from RefSeq and is a predicted model, not a curated record.
AUGCAUCUCAAUGUGGUUCUCAUCAUGACUGUAAGCACUAUCUCGUUAACGUACGGUCAAUAUAAAACGAUACUGCGCUUUCUUCAAGAGCUCACGGAGGUGUCCUCCAUGGUGGCGUCAAAGGACUUCAACGACAUGGCGAUAUUCGUUCAUUCAAAGAAUAUUUUUGUAUUUUUGCUUAUCUCAAGUCACGUGUUCAAUUGCGUUGAAAGUGGAAACACGUUCAUAACAGUGAAAAAUUUUUACGUUCUAUUCGUUAUGUUGGUGAACUUCGUCAUGGACAUGUUCCACAUUAACUCGGCGUGCGUUUUAAAAGCAUGCUUCAUGAAAAUCAACGAAGAAAUUAAUAAAUUUCGAAAACCCGUCACCAAGACAUUUCUGCGCCACAAACAGAGGACUGCCUCGUUGCUGAUGAAAUUGAAGAAUUUAGAAGGGAAACACCUGCAGGUCACCGAUAUUCUACAAUUACUGAACAAGAUGUUUGUCACGCAACACGUAGUAACAGCUUUCAACACUUGUGUUAUUGUUACUUUGAAUUUGUACUUUUGGAUAGUGCUGAUCAUCGGUGGGACAAAAGCUCAGAAAAAUCAACUAUUUUGGUACUGGCUUUAUAUUACUCCUGUCAUAUAUAAUUUUCUUAAAUUUGUUACGACGAUUUGGGCCUGUGAAACGGCGACUAAGAAAGCUGAACAAAUCCGCACUACUCUUCACGAUGCCCUUAGCGAGGCGACCGAUUUGUCGGUGAAACGCGAGCUGCAGCUUUUCUCGCUGCACAUACUACACGGUGACACUACGUUUUCAGCGAAAGUAAUCGAUUUGAACGCAUUGCUUCUUGCGGAGGUCGUGGGAGGCAUCAUCGGGUACCUUUUGAUACUGCUCCAAUUCUUAGUGGACUCGAUGGUAUGCGAGGCCAUGCAAGAGUGA